This is a messenger RNA of Neogale vison (American mink), 3702 nucleotides long. RefSeq names its product ring finger and FYVE like domain containing E3 ubiquitin protein ligase (gene RFFL). Bases 169 to 1263 code for a protein of 364 amino acids. Gene Ontology annotation, molecular function: ubiquitin protein ligase activity. The record is from RefSeq and is a predicted model, not a curated record. NCBI's taxonomy places the organism in Eukaryota, Metazoa, Chordata, Mammalia, Carnivora, Mustelidae. Gene Ontology annotation, cellular component: cytoplasm; plasma membrane. Gene Ontology annotation, biological process: proteasome-mediated ubiquitin-dependent protein catabolic process; protein K48-linked ubiquitination; negative regulation of extrinsic apoptotic signaling pathway via death domain receptors. The transcript has 7 exons.
CCUGGGGCCGCCCGUGAGGAUGUCGCGACCGUCCCCGGGUGCCCCUCAGCCCCGGAGACGCUGCCGCUGCGGAGCCCGGAGCCCCCCUGCUUGAGGCGGCCCGGAUUCGGCCCCUCCCCUCCCAGGUGCGGACCGCCUGGCGGGCGGGCGGCCGCGGCAGAUUUUAUCAUGUGGGCAACCUGCUGCAACUGGUUCUGCUUGGAUGGACAGCCUGAGGAGGCCCCACCGGCACAGGGAGCCAGGACACAGGCCUACUCCAACCCUGGGUACAGCUCCUUCCCUUCCCCAACGGGCUCGGAACCAAGCUGCAAGGCCUGUGGGGCCCACUUCGCAAACAUGGCCAGGAAGCAGCAAACCUGCCUCGACUGCAGGAAAAAUUUCUGCCUGACCUGUUCGAGCCAAGUGGGGAACGGGCCCCGCCUCUGCCUCCUCUGCCAGCGAGUCCGAACCACGGCCUUUCAGCGGGAGGAGCUCAUGAAGAUGAAGGUGAAGGACCUGAGGGACUAUCUCAGCCUCCAUGACGUCUCUACCGAAAUGUGCCGGGAGAAAGAGGAGCUGGUGCUCCUGGUGCUUGGCCAGCAGCCUGUAAUCUCUCAGGAGGGCAGGACUCGCGCCCCCACCCUGUCCCCGGACUUCCCCGAGCACCAGGCCUUCCGGACGCAGCCUCAGGCCAGCACAGUACCUCCUACCUCGGCGAGACUCCCCUCUUCGCCCGCACAAGCCACCUCUGUGUUCCCCGCCCAGGCUCAGGAAAGCCAGCAGGCCAAUGGCCAUGUGUCUCAGGACCAAGAGGAACCUGUCUACCUGGAGAGCACAGCCAGAGCACCUGCUGAGGAGGAGACCCAGUCUGUCGACUCAGAGGACAGCUUCGUCCCGGGCCGGAGGGCCUCCCUGUCCGACCUGACCGACCUGGAGGACAUCGAAGGUCUGACCGUGCGGCAGCUGAAAGAGAUCCUGGCGCGCAACUUCGUCAACUACAAGGGCUGCUGCGAGAAGUGGGAGCUGAUGGAGAGGGUGACGAGGCUGUACAAGGACCAGAAGGGGCUCCAGCACCUGGUGUGUGGUGCUGAAGACCAAAACGGUGGAGCAGUGCCGCCCAGCGUGGAGGAGAACCUGUGCAGGAUCUGCAUGGACUCGCCCAUUGACUGUGUCUUGCUGGAGUGCGGUCACAUGGUCACCUGCACCAAGUGCGGCAAGCGCAUGAAUGAGUGUCCCAUCUGUCGGCAGUAUGUGAUCCGAGCCGUGCACGUCUUCAGAUCCUGAGGGCUGGUGCCAGCUUCUUCAGUGCCUUACAGGGACAGAGCUGGAAGGGUCUGGGCUCCAGAAUGACCAGCUUGCAGAGGGGCAGGCUAACAAGAGAAUCUGCAAGCAAAGAUGCGGUCACCUCUGGGCAUGCCUGUCCCACCUUGGCGGCGCACCUCUUGGCUGGCGGAGCCCGAGGCCAGUGGGAGCUGGUACAGAUCGCGUGGGCAAGUCCCUGUUCCAGUGAUCUUGGGGUAAUGAUGGUAAUUGAUGAAGAGAGGAUUUUCCAGAACUUGGACCAGAUUUUCCUCUCUUCCUCUGUAAACCUAACAGUUUCCCCCUUCCCCCUGUACCCCGGGCAUCCCUGAGCCACCUGUGUUCCAGCCAUCAGAGGUCCUGGUAGAAAUGGUUCUCUUCUUCCCCAGCACAUUUGGGUUUAUUUCUGGUCUCUGGCUUUCUGUGCUUUACCAGCUUUGCUAGUCUCUUGCUACAUUGCCUAAAAUUUGUUUCUUCAGACCAAAAAGAUGUUAGCUUACUAGACCAAUAGUGAACCUCGUUAGGACUAAAUCUGGACCAGUAAACUUUUUCUCUGGUGAGAAAUGACACACAAAUGCUAUUGGAAAAUUGCAAAGUCAUUUAGAGUUGCUUCCUGAAGUGCUGGGAUUGGAAGCGAGGAGUCUCCUGAUUGAACCUUGGGAGGCAGCAAAGCAUCUGCAGGGAAGUUUAAGUCUGUGUGUGUGAGAUGGCACGGGCAUCAAGCUCUGGUGCUCUUAGGGCCUGUGCGCCACCCUUGAUUUUAGUUUACGAGAAAAGGGAAAGUUUUGGGUGGAAACUGCUUAAUUUUGACUUCUCUAACACAAAGGAAUUGCAAACCACUUUCCCCUGGGAAUGAAGUCCCUCUCCCAUGGAGGUUUUUAAACAUGGUCUCACUAAGACAGAGAGACUAAGGCAAAGAGCCUUGCUCUUCUCUAGCCACACUUCUCACGAAGUUCCUGGAGACUGAAACUGAACACCUAAGGGGUAUUGGAAGAUACUGAAUGGGACUGGAUUCAACCCUGGGGCAGACAGCUGCAAGUCUUGAUUCCCUAGGUUAGCGGGGACUCCCCGCUUCCAUUUCCUUCCUUAGCCUACUGAUUUGAGGGGAGGUCUAGAAGAAGCAUAUUCUCGAGCCCUCUUAGGGUGGGUCUACCACUGGAAGAGCCAAAGGGCUUAAGUUUGCUGGAGCAGCAAGGCCAAGAACAUGUGCUAUCAGAAGAGCUGUGCGUGCUGCCAUUCGGGGGGUGAACUACACAACCCCUAAGCUCCAGAGGGCCUUAGCAGACCACCUGCUACCCUUUCCCCCUGCUGUGCAGUCAAGUUCUCACAGACUGGAAGCAGUCAGGACUUUGGAAACAGUGGGAAACCUCCAAGGGGACCUGCUUAUUGGUACAGACAUACUUAGGCCUCCUCCCACCAACCACUAUUCCCCUUCGGAAGAAUGAAAUUAUUUCAUAAAGCAGUUGUCAGUUGCACACUGGGCCACUUACCUUGACAUUACGCCAAGUCCCGGAUGAUCUGAUUCUGGGACAGCCUUUGUAGGAAUCGGGGGAUUCAAGAGAGAGGUCUGCGAUGAGGACCUUUCACUCUUCUGCUGGACAGUACCUACUACUGUUUACAAUGCCUGCCAGUUUAGCAGAGGAUUCAGCUGCUUCUGAUUCCACUGUAACAGGUGUGUGUGUAUAUAUACACAUAUAUAUGCAACUUAGUUACGAUCUAGCAAUAACUUCAGGGCAGAAGCUGGCUCUCUCCCUACUUAAAACUUGCUUUCACUGCUGAGGCCUUACCUCUCCCUACCUCCCACAUUCCCUCCUAGACAGAAGUUAAAAAUAAUAUCCUGAAGGUUGGUUAGUAACCUCAGUAAGAAUUAGAACUGCUAUCAUUUGCUCAUUCUGGAGAAAGAACUUGCCUUUUAGUCUUUUGAUCUUGGUGAAGGUUUCCAUUCAGGAAAAAAGAUGUCAAACCACCCUGAUUUGUUGUUUAUCAUUAUUACACCAAAUAAAGGCUGGGAAUUUCAAGAUCCCAUUUCAGUUACUAUCUAAUCUAGGUAGAAAACUUGAUUUUUAUCUCCAAGUGCUCUCCCUUGCCCCUCAUGGAUCUUUGGUCUUAAUUAUCAUGAAACAUCUUAAUUCUUCCAAUUAUUCCAUAGCUUUGGCUGUGAUCAUUUUGUUAAGACUUGGGAGAGCUGACUGGUUCUCAGUACCCUGGAAUAGCUGGAUCCAAGCUCGUACCCAGAAGCUGUGCAGGUGUCCUUGCACAAUAUAUAUUGUACAAAUUUGUUGAAAUCUUUCAGAUGUGAAUGUGUUAUUUCAAGUGGCUUAUAUUAAGAUUCUCUCAGACUUACGUGGGUGUUAAAGCAAACCCAGAUGUGUAUUUUUUGUUACAGAGCUCUGCUUUAUAAUUUUAUAAUAAAAUUUCACUGGA